Cervus elaphus (red deer) is the source of this 1828-nucleotide messenger RNA. RefSeq names its product SIX homeobox 2 (gene SIX2). Lineage: Eukaryota; Metazoa; Chordata; Mammalia; Artiodactyla; Cervidae. The coding region runs from base 13 to 909 and encodes 298 amino acids. The transcript has 2 exons. Gene Ontology annotation, biological process: regulation of transcription by RNA polymerase II; kidney development. Gene Ontology annotation, molecular function: DNA-binding transcription factor activity, RNA polymerase II-specific; RNA polymerase II cis-regulatory region sequence-specific DNA binding. Gene Ontology annotation, cellular component: nucleus; transcription regulator complex. The record is from RefSeq and is a predicted model, not a curated record.
GCAGCCGGCACCAUGUCCAUGCUACCCACCUUCGGCUUCACGCAGGAGCAAGUGGCGUGCGUGUGCGAGGUGCUGCAGCAGGGCGGCAACAUCGAGCGGCUGGGCCGCUUCCUGUGGUCGCUGCCCGCCUGCGAGCACCUCCACAAGAAUGAAAGCGUGCUCAAGGCCAAGGCGGUGGUGGCCUUCCACCGCGGCAACUUCCGCGAGCUCUACAAGAUCCUGGAGAGCCACCAGUUCUCGCCGCACAACCACGCCAAGCUGCAGCAACUGUGGCUCAAGGCGCACUACAUCGAGGCGGAGAAGCUGCGCGGCCGGCCCCUGGGCGCCGUGGGCAAGUACCGCGUGCGCCGCAAGUUUCCACUGCCGCGCUCCAUCUGGGACGGCGAGGAGACCAGCUACUGCUUCAAGGAGAAGAGCCGCAGCGUGCUGCGCGAGUGGUACGCUCACAACCCCUACCCCUCACCUCGCGAGAAGCGCGAGUUGGCGGAGGCCACGGGGCUCACCACCACGCAGGUCAGCAACUGGUUCAAGAACCGGCGGCAGCGCGACCGGGCAGCCGAGGCCAAGGAAAGGUACGAGGAGAACAGCGAGAACUCCAACGCUAACAGCCACAACCCGCUGGCGGCGUCGAUGAACGGCAGCGGCAAGUCGGUGCUAGGCAGCUCGGAGGACGAGAAGACGCCGUCGGGGACGCCAGACCACUCGUCGUCCAGCCCCGCGCUGCUGCUCAGCCCGCCGCCGCCCCCGGGGCUGCCGUCCCUGCACAGCCUGGGCCACCCUCCGGGCCCCAGCGCCGUGCCCGUGCCCGUGCCGGGCGGAGGCGGCGCGGACCCUCUGCAGCACCACCACGGCCUGCAGGACUCCAUCCUCAACCCCAUGUCGGCCAACCUCGUGGACCUGGGGUCCUAGAGCCCCGCCUGCCUCGACGCGCUUGCCUUCUGGCCUGGGCGCUGGGGACCCAAGAGGGACCGUGUCCGAAGGGCGGCCCACGCCGGCGGCCCCACCAGGUACUGAAAGGCCCGCGCGCUGAGCGGGCAAGAACUGCCGCCCGGGUAGGACGGAUGGCUCUAUGGUUUAGUCUUUGUUCGGGACUUUUUUUUUUUUCUUCCCAACAAGUUGCUUUGGAGGUCCUUUGGAGGCCGGGACCCAGUCUUGAACCAGGGAAGGGAAUAAAUUAUACACCAUUCUCCUACUCUUUCUCUUCCCCUGCCUUCUCCUCCCCUCUCUUCUCUCUUUGCCUUCCUUGCUCGUUCCUUCUUCCUCCCCCCUCCUUCUCUUUUCUCCUUUCCCUUUCUUCUUCUUCUUUCCCCCUUUUCACUGUAUGUUUCCCUCUGUGCCUCUUACUUGCCACCUCUCACUAGAUUUCUGUUAUUCUGCCUCUUUUUCUGUCUCCUCUCCGCCAGCCUCUUGCUCCUCGCAAGCUGUACCCCUUAGUAUCUCUCCUUGUGCCUGGCCAUCUGCGUGCCGUCCACCUAUUCCUCACUUUCCUGGGGUGGGAGGGGAAAGAGCGAAGAAAAAACAGGGCCUUUGAACCUGGGCUUUCUCCAGAGGCCCUUCCCCGAGGUGUCAGCUUUGCGCCCAGUAACUUAAGUGAAGGAGAACGGGCCAAGGAGCAGAAGCCCCUGCACGCCCCCUUGCCUCCAGCCCCUCUGUCUUGGUGAGGCCCUGCCAAGCUCUCCUAUUCCUCCCCGGACAGUGGCCACCCGGCUCCAGGCGGAGCGUGCCUCCGGAGCUGCGGACUUGCCAUCUCCCUGUUAUGCCCUCAUGUGAAUGUUCUUCGGGAAAUAUUUCUGCUUUUAUUUUAUAAUAAAAUUAGAAAUCAUAAAUA